AUGGCCAGCAAGUCUGCUCGUUCGACCGUAAAACCACCUGAUCCUAGAAAGGUAUUUGUGACCAUGAUAUUCACAAAGAUUGGUGAGAUAGACACAGCGAAGGAGUGUUUCUCUGCGGAAAUCAUCAUUCAGUACAGGUGGAGGGAGGCCCUGCUCGAUGGCAAGACCAAAGAAAGGCGUUUCAUAGUGCCCAGUAGAGAGGCAGAUAUAAAAUGGCGGGUGACUGCUGACAGUAUUUACCCUUCGUCCGAAGUGUACAAUGUAGAUGUACACACGUGCAAUGUGCACUGUCUGAUUUGUAUCAUACGCUUAGUAGCUAUGUUAUCUGUGCGUAUGGAGUUGAAAAAAGUCAACAUAGACACUCUGUGGAAACCGAAAAUAUUUGUUGCCAACAUCCUGUCGGAGACACGAGACACGACGAUCAACACGGUCGCAUUUCCGAACGCCAACAACCAGGCCUUCAUGCUCUCACAGAAAAAAUUGAAAGGCAAAUUUUCAGAAUAUCUGGAGCUGCAGGAGUUUCCGUUUGAUGUACAGGACCUCUCCAUCAUGGUGAAGUCGAAGCUGAACACAACAGAUGUGGUCUUGGAGGAGGACCCGCAGACCCCUUCAGCCGUCAUCGUUAGCUCCUUCGUCAACGAGCAAGAGUGGAUAUUGAGGUCGGAUGUUAGGGUGGAAAAAGGACAAACCGAGGACAUCAUCGUGGGUGGCAAGGCAGUUGGCGGCAAGUAUCCCUUCCUUAUUUUUAAAUGUUCCGCCGAGAGGAGGUACCAGUACUUCAUAUGGAACGUCAUCAUCAUCAUGUUGCUGAUUUGUUUGAUGUCCUUCACGACGUUCGCAGUGGAAUACAAGCUGACUCCCAACCGUCUCCAGCUCACAUUCCUCCUCCUGCUCACCACCAUCGCCUUCAAGACCAACAUCAACAACUCCCUCCCCAAAAUUUCAUACCUCACUUACAUGGACAAAUAUUUCCUGGGUUCCUGGUUCAUCCAGUGCAUGAUGUGUUGCUGGCACGCGCUGGUUGGAGGUAUCCUCGUUAAGUACGACUGGUGCAUCUGGAUUGACAGAAUAUUUUUAAUCUUUUUUGUCUUUGCAUACUUCAUCUUUCUCCUCCUCUGCUUCUCAACCGUUUUCCGAAAUAAGCACAACAGACAUCGCUUGUUGAACGACGAGACAGAACCACUGAGGCACAGCCUAGCUAACUCGUCAUCAUCCAACUCCCACGUUCUCAACAACUUCUCAUUCAGUGAUAGUGACGAAGAUUUUUGA
Molecule: messenger RNA, 1269 nt
Organism: Helobdella robusta
Lineage: Eukaryota; Metazoa; Annelida; Clitellata; Rhynchobdellida; Glossiphoniidae
Exons: 8
Coding region: 1-1269 (422 amino acids)
Biological process (GO): regulation of membrane potential; chemical synaptic transmission; nervous system process
Cellular component (GO): synapse; membrane; neuron projection
Molecular function (GO): neurotransmitter receptor activity; transmembrane signaling receptor activity; extracellular ligand-gated monoatomic ion channel activity
Source: RefSeq, a predicted model, not a curated record